AUGGAUGGAGCUGAUCAAUCAGAUUAUAGUGUGCGCACAUCCUACCCACCAAGGAAGGACAUGGGAAACUGUCCACCACUGUUUGGAAAAGUCACUAUUUUCGUCGCCUUUGUGAAGGAAUCGAUGGAGACACACUACCGAGUUGCCCAGCAGUCGUUAGAGUGCUACCUGAAAGGCGUUAAUUACACUGUGUUAAUGGUGGACUUAAAGGCAGCAUGA
Ostertagia ostertagi is the source of this 219-nucleotide messenger RNA. The record is from the annotation of a GenBank genome assembly. Lineage: Eukaryota; Metazoa; Nematoda; Chromadorea; Rhabditida; Trichostrongylidae.